Molecule: messenger RNA, 291 nt
Organism: Protopolystoma xenopodis
Lineage: Eukaryota; Metazoa; Platyhelminthes; Monogenea; Polystomatidea; Polystomatidae
Source: the annotation of a GenBank genome assembly
AUGUCGAUAAACUUAGUACAUGUUCCCAUCCGAAAGACCUCUGGUGCUUCGGCUCUCUCUGGACAGCAGGGCCAGCUACCGCAACAGUCGCAACAACAACAGCCACAGGCUCCACCGCCUCCUCCACCUCCUCAGCCACCUCCCUCCCAACAACAGCCUGCCGAUACCGUCCAAACUACGAGUGGCGGACCAAACCAGACCCCCGGUGACCCAACCUCUGCAGCCCCACCUGGCUUACCAGCCAGCAAUCACACUGGCCUCACAACCAAUAACAACCAUCAGGUUAACUGA